ACAGUUACAGAGAAAAACUUAAAAGUUAAAACUUCGCAAUUUUAGUUGCUUUCCAAGUGAACAACAGAAUUUUAACAAUAAAUUGCACGUUAUGGGAAGUUUCCCAAUUAGAAAGCAUAGAAAUUGACUCAGAAUUAGAUAUUUAUAUGGCAAAUAUAUUAUCAUUAGUUCGUUAGAAGAUUCCUUAACAGAAAACUGAAUAUGUCAAGAAGUUCUGAAGAGGUUACAUAUGAGGACUUAGAAGAGACAGAUGUUAUAAGUGUGGAACUUGUACCAGAGAGGAAAGGUUUAAUAUUGAAACACUGUGAAUAUUAUGUUAGUUCUCGAAGGCAUGGUACUACUGUUACAAGACGUUACAAUGAAUUUGUUCAGCUGUAUGAUGUGUUAGCAAUUAAAUAUCCAUAUAGAGCAAUUUGUGGUCUACCUCCUAAAAGAGUUGUAGUGGGAGGUGGCAGUCCAUUGUUUCUGCAAAGGCGCCGAGCUGCUUUGCAACGGUGGUUGACCUUAGUUGCCCGACAUCCUGUGUUGGCCCAUGACGCAGAUUUACGAAUGUUUUUAUGUGACACCAAUCUUAAACUCGAUAAGCCAAAACACGAUGAAUUUAUUUUGGCGGGAACGCAAGAACAUAAUCGGCAUGAAAUGACGACAGAUGAAAUGCAAGAGGAAUUCGCGUGUGAUCAGGAGCAGUUACGAUUGGUGCAGUUGGGUUUGAAGAGGCUUUGCAAGAUCUUUGAGAAAGCUGAAAGCCGUUGUGAAGCUGAACAAAUGGAUAUUCGUGAAUUGGGAGCGGGUUUGAGUGCAUUGUCUGUUACCUCUACUGCCGAUACGCAGCGAUGGACCAGGGUCAGGGAAUCCAUGAAAGCGGCUGCUCAGCUGGUGUCAGACAUGGAUGAGACUUUCAUAUCCGACGAGGAAGCGCAACAGCGUCUUCUAGUAGCUGUAGACGCGUUAACCGCAUACAAGGAGCUCUGUUCGCGGUUAACGCGGGGAUUGCACGGAGAGCGAGCAGCGGCCGCAGCUAGUGCGCCGCAUAAUGCAGCGUCGCAUAGCCUGCGUGAGCGGCAUAGGUACGCCAUGCGCUGUGCUGUGGAGGAGGCUCGCCUUGCCCGCGUAUACGCACUAUCCGCUCUCGAGGCUCUGCCCGCACUGCUGCACACACUGGGCACUGCUCACGCACGCAUCGCCGCCUGCUGGGCUGACCUGCAUACCGCACUCAGGCAUGCAAAUAUUAAAUCUAACCACAGAUAAUACACCCCGGCAUUAUUUGUACCACAGAUCUUUACAGGGUUGGGUAAUCCGACCAUAGAUUUAUAAAAUUGCAGUUUUUUAAUCUGUAGAUAAUGAUAAGCGUUUUGUAUAUCUGGGGGCUUAGUCAAGAUGCAUUAACAGUAGUGUAUGUAGAAAGUCGAAAAUUAAAUUUGUAUGAAAAUGACAGUUUGUGUCGACAAAUUUCUAAUUCACAACUUAUAAGGUAUCUUGACUAAGCUCCCUGGUUUCAUAGAUUUCAGAGAUAAUAGGGUGUAAAUGUUGCUCGAAAUUUUAAAUGUUGCUACUGAGACUAACAUUAAGACAAUGUUAGAUUUGUUACAAAGUUUUUUGUGGCAUGUCCCACAUUUCUUUAGUAACAUACAUAAUUUAUAAUAUAAAAAAUGAAUUGUUUACAUAAGACACCUUAAUUAUAGUUUAGGAAGAAAUUCCUAGGAAAUUGUUGACUUAACACAGUAAGUAACUUUUGAAAACAAUGAGAAUUUAAAAAAAAAUUAUAUAUAAUAUCAAUUAAUUAAAAAGUUGUUUAACUCGAAUAUUAUGAAUCUUGAAAAUAUAUAGAUAAGGACUAAAUAUAUAUUAACUAGUUAGAGUAUAUAACUGUAACAGCAGGAAAAUCAUAGUUUCGUCAAAUUCGAAAAGGUGUUUUUGACAGCUCGUAAGUAUUGACGCCAAAUAACAAAAGUCAUUUACUUUUCUAUUACGACAGCUCUUCGAGUUUAUGGAUUGUUGUUGCAAAAAUGGCGCCAUUGAGCAAAAGCAUUAUUGUUACUAACUAAAAGUUAAUUUGUUAGGAGUACACUUUGACCCAAUUUCUUUCGCUAAGGUUUUAAUGGGAGCACAAUCACGAUACUGUAUGAUCACAGAAGAAUUUCCCAGUUGUUAAAAAGUUAAUAAUAAUGGUGUUUUAAGCUUUUGUAAUGCACGCUUAUGGGCCUAUAUAUUUUAUUUUAGAAGAAAUUUAAAGUUUCAUAAUUAUUUAUGAUUACAAAAUUAUAUCUGUUUGUGUUUAUAGUUUUAGCGAAUUAUUAUUUAUCGUUAUUAUUUAUAGUAUUUAUUGAAAUUUAAAGGUAAUUCAAAAACUGACGUCGACUAUUAUUAACGACUCGUAACUUUCACGAAUAGUAUUUUGAUAAAGUUAUUUACUAUCUUAUUAGAAUUUGAAGUAUGAAUUUUUUACGAUUAGGUUUAAUAUGUACCAAAAUGUUUGAAUACUGUGAUAUAAAAUGGCAAUAUCCACUAUUUGAUACUAAUAUAUAUUUUUUUUAUAUUUAAGCAGAUUUAUAUUUGAGAUA
Messenger RNA from Pieris brassicae (large cabbage white), 2561 nucleotides. RefSeq names its product sorting nexin-8-like. The record is from RefSeq and is a predicted model, not a curated record. The transcript is spliced from 8 exons. Lineage: Eukaryota; Metazoa; Arthropoda; Insecta; Lepidoptera; Pieridae. Bases 202 to 1248 code for a protein of 348 amino acids. Gene Ontology annotation, molecular function: phosphatidylinositol binding. Gene Ontology annotation, biological process: retrograde transport, endosome to Golgi.